This is a messenger RNA of Aspergillus novofumigatus IBT 16806, 711 nucleotides long. Its product is annotated as TauD/TfdA dioxygenase family protein. Gene Ontology annotation, cellular component: cytoplasm. The record is from RefSeq and is a predicted model, not a curated record. The transcript has 8 exons. Bases 1 to 711 code for a protein of 236 amino acids. Gene Ontology annotation, molecular function: 2-oxoglutarate-dependent dioxygenase activity. Lineage: Eukaryota; Fungi; Ascomycota; Eurotiomycetes; Eurotiales; Aspergillaceae.
AUGGUGGGGUCGCGUGACUGGCAAAGAUGCUCUCAGGUAGUGAUUGUCCUACGCCACCAGGACAUCAAUAUGGACCAGCUGAAACGCCUCAUUCAGAAAAUGGGAGAAUUGACUGGCAAACCAGAGGAAGGAAAGCUACAUAUUAACCCAAUACACCCGGAGGUUAAUUCCUGCCUUGGGAACGACGAGGCUCUAUUGUCCUCCGAGCAUAAUCGCGAUAAAUACGACGACUAUCUGAACACGAAGCAGAAGCAGUUUGCCAGUCGAGGUUGGCAUGCUGAUACCUCAUAUGAGAAUAUCCCAUCGGACUACAUUGGGAUGAAGAUGGUGAAGGCUCCAAUGACCGGAGGCGACACCCUUUUUGCCUCGUGCUACGGGGCCUAUGACCGCUUGUCCGAGCCGUGGCAGAAGAUGGCUGAUUCACUGUCCUCCACGCAUCAUGAACCAGACAUUAUGCCACUUGCAGACAAAGGACUCAACCUUUGGUUAGGUCCCAGAGGCCAUCUCCAGAAUGUCGGUGGCAGAUUCGAGGCGACUCAUCCCCUGGUAAUAACCAACCCGGUAACCGGCUGGAAAGCACUGUGGGGGUUUAGUCCAAUCUCGAUGCGCGCUAAAGGGAGAAUCAAUGUCUUGAAGUUGAUUACAGACAAUCAUGAUCUGCAAUACCGCCACCGUUGGAAGCCUGAUGACAUUGUGAUUUGGGACAAGUGA